GAAAAACAAGAAAAAAAAAAUAUUCUGAACCAAUGGACUGCAGACACAGUACAAGGGAUGACCAGAGACUGCGAACACAGUACAGGAGAUGACCAGAGACUGCGGACACAGUACAGGAGAUGACCAGAGACUGCGACACAGUGCAGGAGAUGACCAGAGACUGCGGACCUUUGGGGAGGGAGGGGGAGCGGGUACCUGAAUUUGACAGUUACCCGCUCCCACUCCCGCAGAGUUGUCCUUCCCUCUUCUUCCCGGGCCAGCUUCUGUGACAGCCGGGUGCCCACUGCGCAUGUGCGAGAAGCGCUGCGCUUUGUGAAUGGCCCGGCGCCUUCUGGG
This is a messenger RNA of Staurois parvus, 336 nucleotides long. The record is from the annotation of a GenBank genome assembly. NCBI's taxonomy places the organism in Eukaryota, Metazoa, Chordata, Amphibia, Anura, Ranidae.